ACAAGCCAUCCUCACCAAAGCUGUUCUUUGAUGGCAUCAUAGCUGCUUUAUUUCUAAUUAAAAGCUCUACAGCAAGAAGCAGCUGCAACUGUAGAACAGUCAACAUCUAAUAUUCUAUAAAACAGCUAUUUCAACCACAAUGAGUAUUGCAAGUCUGCCGACCAAAUCAGAGGUGAUGGGCUGGAACUGUGCAAACCUAGCUGACUAUCUAAAAAAUAUGAGACUGAUGGGGUGUGACAGAGUGGUGAAGAAAAAUAAUAUGAGUGGCGCAAAAUUCUUGAAUAUGACUGAUAAGGAACUUAAGAAGUUCCCCACAGCACAUAUACCAUAUAUCACAAAGGUAUGCAAAGACAUUAACCAAAAUAACAAACAAAGGAAGAAUCCAUUUAAUCGAUCAGAACAUCUGAUGCCUCCAAACCAAGAGCCUAAUGUUGGAGGUUGGGAUUCGGAUGAAUUUGACCAAGCACAAAGUGACGAUGACUAUGAGCAACCAGAUAACAACGACCAUGCUGGCAAUUACAUAUGUGCAGCCUCACGCGAUUUAGAGGAAGAGGAGAACACUGAUGACGAUUAUGAACCACCCCCUACUGAAAUAAUGUCUGACAUACCGAGUAACUUCCGCGUUGCUAAGCCUCUGGGAGAUGGUGAUUAUUUGGAUAGCGCCCCUCGUGGUUCAUGUGCCAGGAUUACAACGCUCACCCAAGACAACAGGUCUGCAUCCCUUCCCAGAGUCCCUAUGAAUAAAUCUAAGCCUCCAUCACGACCAGAUCCCUCUCCACAGAGGCAUUUCGUGCCCCAAAGUAAAUCCAAAGCUGGUCCAGCUAUGCCAAUGAUAGAUCGCAGUAAGAAACCAGGCUUAUCUACUCCCUUCAAAAUUGAUUCUGGCAAACCAGCAAGAAGCAAUCCUGUAAACAUCUUACCAAUGGCCUCGAAAUCAGCGACUUUACCCAACCUGAUAUUUAACUCCCAACAGAGGGAGGAGUUUCCGCCCCCUCCUUUGCCAUCAAAUGUGAUGAUGGAGCAGGGCAUGGAUCCACAGUGGUACGUGGGGCAAAUGAAACGAGGCGAGUCAGAAUUCUCCCUCAGACAAGUGAAUAAAGAUGGCACUUUCUUGGUGAGAGACAGCUCAAAAGGAGGCAUAGACCAGCCAUACACACUUAUGGUGUUGCACCAACAAAAAGUGUACAACAUCCAGAUCCGUUGCCUUGGAAACAACUGUGGUUAUUCCCUGGGCACAGGCCUAAAUGGCAUUGAGAAUUUUUCCAGUGUUAUGGACAUGGUCACACACCACAUGAAGACACCACUGAUUCUGAUAGAUGCAAUGGAGCGUGGAGCUGGACCUCAGCGACAGUGCUGUCUCAUGCACCCUGCAGGCUUCUGAGCCAGACAUUAGAUGUGCCAUCUACAUAAUUCUGACUAGGUUCCAAUGUGAGGCAGAUUUUGAAUUCAAGAGUUUGUGGAAAAUGCACCAACUAUGAUGUUUCAUCGCCAGGAUAUUUAUACGCUUAAAAAAUACAUGACUAGAAAGCUAUACUAAUAAAUCAUAUUCAGUAUAAUUCAAUCAGACAAGACUGAGUAAUUUUUUUCAAACAGAGGUACAUGUUUUAAAGUUUUUAAUUCAGAGGUCAUUUUUUUCACUUUAAUUGUUCACUUGUCUGUUCUAAAUUAAAUUGUUACAUGCACAAUGAAAUGCCUUUAGUUUUAAUUCGAAGUAUGUGCUCUCAGAGUUU
Messenger RNA from Xyrauchen texanus (razorback sucker), 1730 nucleotides. RefSeq names its product lymphocyte cytosolic protein 2b (gene lcp2b). The transcript is spliced from 15 exons. Lineage: Eukaryota; Metazoa; Chordata; Actinopteri; Cypriniformes; Catostomidae. The coding region runs from base 140 to 1381 and encodes 413 amino acids. Gene Ontology annotation, biological process: intracellular signal transduction; cell surface receptor protein tyrosine kinase signaling pathway. The record is from RefSeq and is a predicted model, not a curated record.